This is a messenger RNA of Oryzias melastigma (Indian medaka), 2934 nucleotides long. It is a transcript of the gene acp2, whose product is annotated as acid phosphatase 2, lysosomal. Gene Ontology annotation, cellular component: lysosome. Gene Ontology annotation, biological process: lysosome organization; dephosphorylation. Lineage: Eukaryota; Metazoa; Chordata; Actinopteri; Beloniformes; Adrianichthyidae. Gene Ontology annotation, molecular function: acid phosphatase activity. The record is from RefSeq and is a predicted model, not a curated record.
UUUCCGGUUUCUUCACCCAAUGUGAAGUAGAUAAACGGGACGGCCAGAGGAACCGCUGCUUCGCCGCUGCCGCUGCUCCUGGAAAGCGGAGCCACGGACGGAGCCAUGGUGUCCUCCGUCGUGUUGUUGGUCCUCUGCGUGGCUUCUGUGUGGGAACGAGCAACCGCGGAUAAAAAACUCGUAUUCGUGACAGUGUUGUUUCGACACGGUGACCGAUCGCCUGUCAAAGCCUAUCCCACUGACCCCUACCAGGAGAGCGCCUGGCCUCAAGGCUUUGGGCAGCUUUCACAGGAGGGGAUGAGGCAGCACUUUGAGCUGGGUCAGUACCUGAGGUCUCGCUACCAGAACUUCCUGAAUGAAUCUUACGAUCGGCACGAGAUCUUAGUUCGCAGCACCGACUACGACCGGACUCUGAUGAGCGCCGAAGCUAACCUGGCAGGUCUCUACCCCCCCAGCGGGGAGCAGGUGUUCCGUCCCGAGCUGAAGUGGCAGCCCAUACCGGUCCACACGGUGCCUCAGAGCCAGGAGCGGCUCCUGUCGUUCCCUCUGGGGGACUGUCCUCGCUACAAGCAGCUGAUGGAGGAGACGGAGCGCACCAAGGAGUUCAUAAACAUCACCAGCACGUUCCAGGACCUCAUUGAGCUGGUGAGGAAUAAAACUGGACUGGAGCAGACCACUGUGGAGACGGUGUGGAGCGUUUAUGACACGCUGUUCUGCGAGGCCCGACACAACAAAUCCGCCCCGGCCUGGGUGACUCCUGACGUCAUGGAGAAACUCCGGAUCCUCAAAGAUUUUGGCUUUCAGGUCUCCUUUGGUUUCUACAAACAACAAGAGAAGAGUCGUCUGCAAGGAGGAAUCCUGCUGGGAGAAAUUGUGAAAAACAUUUCCAGGAUGGCCGUUCCCGACCCCAAGCAGCGAUUCAAAAUGAUGAUGCUCUCGGCGCAUGACACCACCGUCGCUGCUCUUCAAGCCAGUCUGGACGUGUUCAACGGAAAGCAGCCGCCAUACGCAUCCUGCCACUUUUUUGAGCUCUACAGGAAUGACGACGGAUCUGCAUCGGUGUCCAUGUUUUACCGCAACGACAGCAGCGUCGAACCCUACCCCCUCCAGCUAUCCAACUGUUCCCUCGACUGCCCCCUAGAGGACUUUGUGAGCAUUACAAGCCAUUUUAUCUCUAAAAACAGAGACGAGGAGUGUCAGCUGCCCUCAGCAGAGAUUGACAGAGAGGUCAUCAUCAGCCUGGCCGUGGCCAGCUGUCUGCUCCUCAUCCUCAUCGCCAUUCUCCUCACCGUCAUCUGCCGGCAAAGUGAGCCCCUCAGAAACAGGGGGUACCACCACGUGAGAAACCAGGAAGCCGGCGAGGCCUCCUGACAGAAACUCCUCCCACUGAGAUCUGCAAAGAUCGAUUUGUAUGACGUCAGCAGCGGCGGCGAGGAUGAUGAACUCUAAACUGUGUGACGUUUGAGUUUGUGGGUGAAGUUUGUCCAUGACCAAAAAGCCUUAAAAUAAUGGGUGCUUCUCUGUGGCUAGUAUUAUUUUUGUAUGGCUUUUCUGAUUACAAGCUGUUCUAGUGUGUUUGGAUCAUGCUGGGAAAAUCAAAUGUGUUUAGAAAUAUUGUAUGAGGUGUAAUUUGGGAGCAGAAAGUGGAAAAAAAUUGUAAUUCUUCUCCAAAGUAUGGAAGGUCAAAAGGGACAAAAUGCAAUAAAGUACAAAUGACUGAAAGCAUUAUUUUUCUUACAUUUAGAAAAUGAAUCUAACAAUAACUACAAUAGAUAUAGGUUAACCACAUGACCAGGGAUUUAGUGGGCGGAGCUAAGGUUUUCAAAAAAGUUUUUGCCAAAAUUAAGUAUAUAUUUAAGUAAAUAUUUGACAUCCAUAACGUAACUGGUGUACUGACGUACAAAUGCAAACCAGAAUCGUUUAAUUUUUGCUAGCAAAUUCUAUGCUAACAAAUUUUUUUUCUUUACCUCAUAAUUUGCCCUACCCUUUAUUUGUUUUAUAGAAUCAGUGAAAUUAAAGUUUGGAAAAUAUAAAAAUGGAUCCAACAAUAAAAAUAUUAUAUAUAUUUCAAAUUUCUGUGUAUUUUGACCCAUUUGGCUUUCCAUAUUUUUCCCUUAACUGCCAAUUAAAGACGGCACCUUUUAAACCUUUUUACCAUGAAAAUGAUUAACUUUAUGUACUUGAUACAUAAAGGGAAAUACUCAUAACUGUUCCUUCUAAAGCUUUAUCAAGAACAUUUAUGAUUUAUUCACAGUAUGAAUGUUUAAAUCUCACAACUGAGCAAAAGACGAACACGUGAUCGAGUAAAUCAGCAGAAUAAUCACAGGUGGCCAGUAAAUAUGAGAAUGUGAUUUGUAAUACAAGCGUGCACUCUGAACAUAUUUGUUGAUUUAAAUGUGUCUUUUUUUCUAGCUGGAAUCCAUCUUUGUUCUCACUUUUAAAAAAUAAAUAAAACAGGGCAGAUCUUGAAGAUGCUCGCGUUAUUUUGUUAGCUCAAAAAUGAUAGAAAUGGUUGCAUGUAAUUCAAAUUAUUUUAAUAGUUUAUAAAACAAUAAAAAAUCUAUGAGCAAACAAACAAAAAAAGCAACAUUUAGUUAUAUAUCUAGUGUGCCGUAAUAAAAUAAGCACAUCUAACCGAUUUACGGAAUUCAAAAUACACAUUUAAAGACUCCAAUGCAAAUUUUAUGCUAACAAUUUUUUCUUUACUUCAUAGUUUACCGUAGCAUUAUUUGUGUUAUAGGAUCAGUGAAAUUCAAACUUGGAAAAUAUAAGAACAUAGAUCCAACAAUUACAUUUUUUUUGUCCCUUUUGGCUUUCCAUAUUUAUAAAUUGUUUUUAACAUGUUGUGGCUUUUUUUUUAUCAUGGUGGAUGACAUGUAUUCCAAAUAUUAAUCUCUAAAGUAUUUCUUUAAAUAAAUGUUGACGUAGAAAAUA